Messenger RNA from Catharus ustulatus (Swainson's thrush), 1242 nucleotides. Its product is annotated as ras-related protein Rab-10-like. Gene Ontology annotation, cellular component: insulin-responsive compartment; recycling endosome; Golgi apparatus. NCBI's taxonomy places the organism in Eukaryota, Metazoa, Chordata, Aves, Passeriformes, Turdidae. Gene Ontology annotation, biological process: cellular response to insulin stimulus. Gene Ontology annotation, molecular function: GTP binding; GTPase activity. The record is from RefSeq and is a predicted model, not a curated record. Bases 432 to 935 code for a protein of 167 amino acids. The transcript is spliced from 6 exons.
CUCAAACUUGCAUUUUCUGGAUAGACAUAUGUUUUUGAACAUUUUCUAUGAAGAACCCACUUUCUCUGUUUGGGUGAAAAGUGUGCUGUAAUUUUCCAGGCCACCUGCAAAAGACCUCUUUUUGAAGAGGACUUCUGCAGCUAGCCAAAGGGAGGGAAGAGAGGGGCAUUUCACAGCUGAAUUACCCUGUGGCUGACUAUUUUUAUGCGUUUUAGACUUAAUUGUCCUUAAGGUGCCUCAGUCCUAAUAUGGACAUUAUUUACUCUUUUAAAUAUAAAUAAAAUAAAUUUUCAUGGCUAUGAAAGUUGGAAAUAACAACCAAAAUUUGAACUUGCACCCAGCAUCCUGCUUCUUGGUUUUAUUUGACAGCUUAAAAGAAGCAAGUGCAUGCUGUUGCAUUCCAAUAACAUUUAUCUCAAGAGCUGUAAUCAAUGCUUGUUUUGUUACGUUCAUCAUGUUGUAUACCAGGUAUUGAUUUUAAAGUGAAGCCAAUAAUGUUUAACGAUAGAAGAGUGAAACUUCAAAUAUGGGAUACUGCUGGCCAGGAACGGUUCCAUACACUUAGUACCAGCUAUUUCCGUGGUGCACAAGGCUUUGUUCUCGUAUAUGACAUCACAAAUAUGAAGAGUUUUCAAAGUAUAACAAUCUGGAUGAACGACAUAUACGAGAAAGCAGGUGAUGAAGUGGACGUAAUACUGUUGGGCAACAAGUGUGAUAAGGAGUCAGAACGGGUAGUUCCAAAACAGAAAGGAGAAAAGCUUGCUUGGGAAUAUGGAAUGCCAUUUUUUGAGACCAGCGCUAAAGAAAAUGUGAAUAUUGAGCACGCAUUUUCAGUCUUGACUAAGGAAAUCCUGGAAAAGAAAUCCUGUGUAUUACAUGACUUAGACGUUGUGUCUCUAAAUGAAACUAAGAAGAAAACCUGCUGUGCAUUCUGAAAUACUGUUUCUUAUUCCGUUUUCUCUUCAGGAAAUAUCAAGUGUUACAAAGGAACAUACACGAUUUUUAAAAUGAGCCUGUAAUCCAAAGCCACAGUGUUUAGUCAUCCUUUGUAUUACACAGACUUUGUCACCAAAUUUUUUUAUAUGUUUAUAUUGUAUUUUCAUAUUUUUAAUGUGAAGAUAAAACAGUUAUCUGAUUUUGGAAUUAUAAGAUGCAUCACAGGGUGACAGUGCUUGAAUGCAAAUGUUUGUAGAAGUCUGAUUGUACUAACUUUCUGUUAUUAAAAAAACACCCUUCAUUUUU